AUGAUCACAGUCAAUUCCGAUGGGAAAAUAAUGGUCAGAAGAUGUCUGGUCACCUUGAGACCCUUUAGGCUGUUUGUUCUGGGAAUCGGUUUCUUCACACUCUGCUUCCUGAUGACAUCCCUGGGAGGCCAAUUCUCUGCCAGACGCUUGGGAGAUUCACCUUUUACUGUCCACACAGAAGUUAUUGGUGCAUUGGAGUCCCGGGUUGUCCUACGAAAGAUGAGUGACCUAUUGGAGUUGAUGGUGAAGCGCAUGGACACGAUGGUGCGUUUGGAGAAUGGCAGUGAAUUGCGCAGAGGUGAUGAGGAACAUGCUGUGGAUAGAUUCCCACCAGGUGCCAAGCUGAUGGAGAAGAUCCAGGCGAUUGCCCAGAAUGUCUCUGACAUUGCCGUGAAGGUGGAUCAAAUCCUGCGCAACAGUGUCCUGCACAGCAAGGUGUCUGAAGGCCAGCAGGAUCAAUGUGAGGUGCCCAAUGACCCCAAAUACCCAGACUGCUCUGGAAAGGUAGAGUGGAUGCAUGCUCGAUGGACGUCUGAUCCCUGUUAUGCCUUCUUUGGUGUGGAUGGCACUGAGUGCUCCUUCUUAAUAUACCUCAGUGAAGUAGAGUGGUUCUGUCCCUUAAUGUCUUGGAGGAAUCAAACAGCAGUGUUGCCUGCCCCUAAGCCCCUGCCCAAAGUCCAGGCAGCUUUCCGGAGCAAUCUCUCCCAUCUCUUGGAGCUGAUUGGAAAUGGGAAGGAGUCAUUGAUCUUCAUGAAGAGGAGGAUCAAGCAGUUGGCAGCUCACUGGGCUCUGGCAGCACGACGCCUGGAAGCAAAGCUAAAGGGAGCCAGGAGAGACCAGAAGCAGAUCCUCAUCCAUAUUGGUUUCUUGACAGAGGAAUCUGGGGAUGUGUUCAGCCCAAGGGUACUGAAAGGGGGGCCCUUGGGUGAGAUGGUACAGUGGGCAGACAUCCUAGCUGUCCUCUUCGUCCUGGGUCAUAACCUCAAGAUCACUGUGUCCUUGAAAGAGUUGCAGAGUAACUUAGGGGUGCCGCCAGGCCGGGGAAGCUGUCCACUCACCGUGCCCCUGCCGUUUGACCUCAUCUAUACUGACUACCAUGGCCUGCAGCAAAUGAAACAACAUAUGGGACUCUCCUUCAAGAAAUACAGGUGUCGAUUCCGGGUCAUUGACACCUUUGGCACAGAACCUGCAUACAACCAUGAGGAAUACGCCACUCUGCACGGUUACCGAACCAACUGGGGUUACUGGAACUUCAACCCAAAGCAGUUCAUGACGAUGUUCCCUCACACACCGGACAACUCCUUCAUGGGCUUUGUGUCAGAGGAACUCAACUCAACAGAGAAGCAGCUUAUAAAGAACAACAAAGCCAGCAAUAUGGCUGUGGUAUACGGCAAGGAAGCCAGCAUCUGGAAGAUGCAGGGCAAGGAGAAGUUUCUGGGCAUCUUGAACAAGUACAUGGAGAUCCAUGGCACUGUGUACUAUGAGACCCAGAGGCCACCAGAGGUCCCUGCCUUUGUGAAGAACCAUGGCCUUCUGCCACAGCAGGAAUUCCAACAGCUAUUGCGAAAAGCCAAGCUCUUCAUAGGGUUUGGCUUCCCCUAUGAAGGCCCUGCUCCUCUAGAGGCUAUUGCCAAUGGCUGCAUCUUCCUGCAGUCUCGCUUCAGUCCACCUCAUAGCUCCCUCAACCAUGAAUUCUUUCGAGGAAAACCCACUUCCCGAGAGGUAUUUUCUCAACACCCCUAUGCUGAGAACUUCAUUGGCAAGCCACAUGUGUGGACGGUUGACUACAACAACUCAGAAGAGUUUGAGGCUGCCAUCAAGGCCAUCAUGAGGAUUCAGGUUGAUCCCUAUCUUCCCUACGAAUACACCUGUGAAGGGAUGCUUGAGAGGAUCUAUGCCUAUAUCCAGCAUCAGGAUUUCUGUGCAACCACAGAACCCUCCCCACUGGUGGCUCCAUCCCAACCUGCUCGAGCCCCCAGUGCCCUGGCACCCAAUGCCACACACCUGGUUUGGCCCCACAAUGCCAGCCUAGGCUCAGAAGCCUGGCCGCCUGUGCACUCACUUCAGGGCUGGCUGGCAGAGACUGGGAGGACGUGCACGGAUACCUGCUUGGACAGGGGCCUCAUCUGUGAGCCUUCCUUCUUCCACUUCCUCAACACCCAGGAUGCUUUCCUGAAGUUGAAUGUCAGUUGUGAUCGAACUGAGUCAGAAAUGAAUCAUCUGUACCCGGCCUUUGCCCAGCUAGGUCAAGAGUGCUACCUGCAGAAAGAGCCGAUACUCUAUAGCUGUGCUGGCUCCAACACCAAAUACCGCCGGCUCUGCCCAUGCCGAGACUUCCAGAAGGGACAAGUGGCCCUCUGCCAGGACUGCUUGUGAUGUCUUCAGGUUAAGCCGGGGGUAGGGGCUACUGAUAGCCUCCUUUGUGCCAACUUUCCUCUAUCUAUAUCCUCCUCUUCAUCUCCAUCCCCUGUCUCCCACUUCACUGAGAACUGUUGAGAUAUGCUGGCUACCCUGCCCCAUUCCCAGGAGAAAGCACCAGCAGUUUCAGUUCUCCAUGGCCCACCCUCCCUGACUUCAGGCUGGGACAUUCCUAGUGGUGGAAAUGGGUCCUUCUCCAAGGCAGGAAAAUGGUAAUAGUAGAGUAACAAGCCUCUCUGGAGAGAAGGGGAAAAGAACUAGUCUUAUACCUUCAGUCUCAGUUCUAGGCUCAUGAGUCUGACCACUGAAAGGCUUAGAUACCAGCGGAUUUAGCUGAGGGGAGGAGAGGUGAAUUAGAAUGCCCCUAUGAAAAAACAGCCUGAAUCUAGGGGUUCCCCACCCCCAUGACAUCAUCUUCUAUGUUCUGCCAAACUAGAUGUGGACCAAGAGAGAGAAAAUUUUAGACAUCUUGGGCCCAGGGCAAGAGCCAUUAAUGUGUACAUGAGUGGGAACAGAGAGCAGGGAAAGAGGCUAAUUUGAAGGUCCCUAUAGAGAGGUCAAGGGAAAGGACUUUGUCACCCUCCCUGACCUCAAUGAGUGACACAUGAGGAAAUUGAACCUUAAUGCUAGUUACCUUUGGGCAACCUCCUUUAUUUAUGGGACUUGCAUCAUCAUUCUGGGCCCUGGUCUUCUGCAAGACAUGGUCAGGGCAGGAGAGUUAGAUGAGGGGGGGGCCUGGUAGUCUUUGGUGCUGCCUCUGAUCUAUUGCCUUCCUUCUUUAUGGCUCUUCACUGAAGAGCCAAAGUAGCUGAACAGCUCUCAGGUCCCCAGCACAAGCCACCUUCAAUUAGCAGGGGCCAGCUUUGGGGGUGUGAGGACUGUUACUCAGGCCUUGGGAGCUGAGCUUUCCACCCUGUAAUUCCAAAUUCCCUCUUUUGGGCCUGGGCUUGAAAUCUAUUUAUUUUCCCUGACCCAGAGACAGUAAGUUUAGUUCUAAAUCAGAAAUAAAGCAGCCUAGGCCCAUGGUGCAAAGUCAGUGACCCUGCUAUGCAGGGGCCGGGACUAGGAAAGAGGAUGGGAUGACUCUCUCCAAGCCUUCCAGGCAAAUCCCCAGGACUUCCAAGUCAUUCUGUUGGUGGAAUUUCUGAAGGCUCAGGCCACUGUAGCUCCCUUCCCUCCGUCGUUUAUCUUCAUUUAAGAGAAAUGCAGUUUUCCAGAAACGACUCCAUGACCCUCUAAAAAAGCCUCACCCUGAGGGUAAAGUUCAGAGUUCACUCCCAGGUGCUUGCCUACACAGGGGUGGGUAUGGGUAUCUGGAGCCAGCUGCACAAGCACAUUGCAAAAUUUAAAGUAACACAUGAA
Molecule: messenger RNA, 3780 nt
Organism: Trichosurus vulpecula (common brushtail)
Lineage: Eukaryota; Metazoa; Chordata; Mammalia; Diprotodontia; Phalangeridae
Gene: MGAT5B
Product: alpha-1,6-mannosylglycoprotein 6-beta-N-acetylglucosaminyltransferase B
Exons: 18
Coding region: 1-2376 (791 amino acids)
Biological process (GO): protein N-linked glycosylation
Cellular component (GO): Golgi apparatus
Molecular function (GO): alpha-1,6-mannosylglycoprotein 6-beta-N-acetylglucosaminyltransferase activity
Source: RefSeq, a predicted model, not a curated record